This is a messenger RNA of Lachancea nothofagi CBS 11611, 5154 nucleotides long. Lineage: Eukaryota; Fungi; Ascomycota; Saccharomycetes; Saccharomycetales; Saccharomycetaceae. The record is from the annotation of a GenBank genome assembly.
AUGGGCAACUUUCGUGCUAAUGAAAGUGUCACUGACGGCAGGAAGAAAUCACAGGUGCCUAAAUUUGGUGGAACCUCUACAAUUGACGAUGGGUUAUUUGAAAAACUCAAUGAGGUAGUUUCUAAGAUCGAUCUUGUUAACGAAGGGGCCUCAAAUGAUUACAAGCCGCUGAUUGCGUUUUUCAGCAGCAAGUUUGCCGUCCAAGCAGUCCAAUCUUGGUCCUACUAUGCUCAGGUCAACAAUCACGCUAAAUUUACAAGUUGUACGUCUCGACUCGCCAGAUCAUUGAGGGUCUUAGGAUCCGAUCGCAGCACUUUAGCGUGUGGUACAAAUUUGAUCCGUAUGAUACUUCAAGAGUACACAAAAGUUCUGUACCGUGGUCUCAAUAACAUGAAGCCUUCUAUAACCGACUCCAUGCUAAGAUUAAUGCGUCAGAUGGUUGCAUUCAACAAAGGACAACAUGUCGACGAUUUCUUAACAUAUUUUGACUUGGCUCUGCCAAGUCUUCCCCGCAUUUUGGGCCCUACAAAAGCCGAACUCGCAGAUCCAGAUCAAUGCAAAGCAAACCCUGAGCUUUCCAUGAGGUUUAACUUCAUACAGUUUUGGCUCGCUUUGAUAGAGAAUGCAAGCCCACUUUUAAGGAAAGCUAUUUUAACCGAAAAUCCUAAGAUCAUGAGCGGCUGGUUCAAGCAUAUGACAAAAAUUGAUUCCGUGAAAUUAAUGAAACACAGUAUUAAUACGAUGAUAGAAAAAGUACUUCAAGAGAAGUCAUUAAGAAAAGCCACAAAGUGCAAAAUCUUGAACGAGUCUUUUAUUAGCAAGCUUCAUCAUUUUUACUAUUCUGCUGACGCUGAUUUGGUAAAAUCAGUUGACCAUUUUUUUGAACUGUUUUCAACUAGUGAUGAAUACGGCGUUGCGUUCUCUGACGACAAAGUGUGGUUUUCUGAACCAGUAUAUUCGAACAAAUUUUCCGCUAACAUUAGCAAUGGUGCUGUCGUCAUUGUCAACAAUAUUAAAUUCAAUCUUUACAACAAAUUGCUGUACACAAUGCUCACAUUUUUCAAACCUUGGGAAGACGAGGUUCAGUUAAACAGGGUUUUGCAAGUCUUGCGAGCAGUGCCGGAACUUGUUGCGCCGUAUUGUAAUCAUUUGGGAGCGCUUGGAAACCAUGAACCUCGAGCGACAUCUUAUUGGUUCGGCAUGACACUUUUAUUAGGCAGGAUCAUUAAUUUGCCUAUUCCUCAAAAAGUGUUGGAGAUUCAGACUGAUGAAGCUCCUUCAUCAGCGAUUGCAAUUGAAUCGAUCGUGCCAUGCACCUUAACGAAGGCAGCUUUGACAAAAGCAUUGAAUCAUGAGGUGACUCUUAUAAAACAAAUGGGCCUUCAGUUGCUAGUGUUUUCUUUCCAAAAGCUAGAAGCUGUUUUAAAGCUCUACGAUGAUAAAGGGUGGAGCUCAUCUAAAUCCGAAUUGGUCAAUCACUUCAAAACCAAGACACCAGAGAUGGCGGUAAUUUCAUCUACGCUGGACUUCGUGAGCCAGCACAAGAAGGAAAAUAAGGUUCUUGCUGCAUCUCUAUCCAUAGUGUUAAACCACUAUAGCAAGGUGUUUCCGCUAAGCUUCAGCGUUGGGCUGUCUAGCGAUAGUAUUUUCUUGAGCGUCAUGAAAUCCGAAUCGUUUACCGGCUUAGAUCUUGUCAUGCUUGACAACUUUUUACAGUUUCAGGAGCUCAAUAAUUCCCAAACUAAGUGGUAUAACUCAACGAACGGUGGAACCUCCAUUUUCACAUCUUUGCUACGGUUAGCAUCAUCGAACAGCGCAACUAAUGCGUUGACAAAUAAAGUUACCUUAUUGCUGGAAAAUUUGCUGAAGUUCUCGGUACUUUUCAAUGAUAAUUUAACAUGCUCUCCUCUAUUGGCCUUGAUAAAUAGUCUUCAGGUUAUCAUGAGAAGUAAGCGUGACAGUAACGGGUUACAAGAAAGCAAAAUUUGGAAGCUUUUAGAUGAAACUAUUUCAAGGUGCAUGAAAAUGCCUUACAAAUACGUUGACGCAUCGGCCGCAUUUGGCUUUUGUUCCCCAUUUUUGAUUGCUUUGAUUGAGCAGUGGGAAUAUUUGAACAAGGAAACUGCCUUCGAGAUGCCACUAAAAUGGUUAUUGAUUUUUUUGCAAACGUCAGUUUUCAUUGGUGAGCCUUUGGAUGGCAUAAUAAACCUCUUGAAACCUGUUUCGACAAUUCCAGAAAGUUUGAGAGAUAUCUAUCUCAAUUUCGAAAAUUAUGAAGAAGGUCUUCGCGUACUACGAGGGCCAGAUUACUUGAUUGCUAGCAAUAUUGACUUUUCAUUCUUUCAGCUCAUAACGCUUGCAGCAGCAUCUGAGCUAAACUCAAUAUCGAGAUAUCCUGUAAAUGAGCUUGAUAUUGCUGGCCUCCUUUCGAGAAUUCAUUUACUACAGGUUAAUCCCCCUUCGUUCAUAACCAAUCUCAACUUUUCAUCAAUAGUCGAUAACCUCCUACUAAAAGCAGCGAACUACGUUUUGUCCCAGGGCGACUUCAAGUCAAAAUUUACUGGGAAGCGCUACUUUUCUAAGAUUGUGGUAACUGAAAGUGUAGAUAUUGAAAAUACAACUGACUGUGAGAGAUAUGCAUACGUCACAAAUGCCAUGACUGAGAUCUAUGCUCAGCUAGGAGCAGACAGCUCUGAAUUUCAAGACUAUAUUUAUGGUUUAUGGAUAAAUUGUGGCGGACGCUGGAAGGAAACUGAUGCUCUAAACAUGGUCUUAGUCAAUGGGCUUACAAUAUUGUCUUCAGAUCAGCUUCAAGAACUAUUGGGACUGUUCGUGUCUGACAAUCAAGUGCUAUUACCAGCUAUCCUCUCAGAAAUGUUUCAUCGGAAAGUUCAGAUAAGCAAUGAGCAAUUUUUGAGAAUACUUUCAUGUAACCUUUCCACGCUUGUUCCAAUAAUGCAACAGUACCUCAAAUUGGGACUGGUAAAAUCACUUCAAUUUUCAGAAGCGAUAUCUAUCGCUUUGUCAAUUUCUGCCAACACUAUCGUAGAGGAAAUUUUAGCAUAUGAUGAGGGCGUCGAUAGUAUCAUCCAGUAUCUGGAGAUGAUAAACGACGACGAACUCCGCAUCAAAGUUGCAGCCGCGUUAGCUCUGAGAGAAGGCGAGCAAAUUUCCGUGUUCGUGAACAAGGCACUGGAAAUUUCAUUUCAGAAUCUAGAAUCAUUGAGUUCUUCCGAUUUUGAUUCAGCAAUUAAGCUUUUCACCAAUUGCUUCCAAAGGAUUCCAUUAGAUCAGAAAACUUCAAUUCUGGAGUUCGUAACAUCUUUGAGCAGUUACAGGUUUACUCCACCAGUAGCAAAAUUCGUGGGAUGUUUUGAAAUUCAUGGAAACAAAAGCGUUAUUUCAUGGAUGCAAAAGUCCGCUGUUGUAAUAACGAAAAACUUCUCAGAGUUAACACAACCUUCGGAACGAUUUUUCGAUUUCUUGCACAACUUCCAACAGCUGCAUCACCAAGCUAAUCUAUGGAAGUUAGGCUUGUCUUCCGUUUUGAUCUCUCAAAUAGAAGCCAUACUUGAUGGCCAUUGGGUCUCUCACAUCGAGUCUCUAGAGUUUCUCUGCAUCAUUCUUCUUGGUGCUGACAAGUCUAAACUGAACAGCAGUAAGAUGCUCCACCUUCUCCUUAACAAUGACAGGAUGUGCUUCAAUAACUCCGGCCUUGAUACGCACAUUCAAUUUUUGACGGCCUCUGUGAUCUUCAUUCUUUUCAAUGUGGAUCCUGUUGGCUGCUCGAGUGCCGUAGUGCAGGAUAAGCUACUUUUGUACUAUAAUGGGUCCAUAUCUCCUCCUGAUAGGAUGAUACUUCAAGUUCUGGAGCAAAUCGAAACGAAAGUACUCUCGCCGUGGACCAAUAACAUAUUUGCUUGGGACUAUCAAGAGACAGCAGAUGAGCAAAAUCCUAGCGUUGGCGACAGCUAUCAUUUGAUAACUAAAGAGAAAGAGGGUUUUAUUUUAACGAUAAGAAGAGACUUGAUCAAACAAACUGUUGACAACUUUGCUCUAAGCAUGCCAUCGUUACCGGUGUGGGGCGUAAAGGAGACAAUCCCCGCUUGGCAAGAAUUCACUAAACUUCAGGAGUCUACAAAUUUGUUUUACAAUAGCCUCCAAUACAAGAUGUAUGAUCCCAUGUUUUUGUUACUCACGAUUGUGAACAACGAAGAACUGUUGAAAUCCAAGCGUGCUGAUGGGGAAGAACAGUCUGAGAACUACUUUUUAGACACGAAGAAAAUAGUGGAUUCUGGUUUGCUCGAAUUCAUUAUAAUGACACUGAGUCUGGAAGGAGACAUUCGUGACGUGGCUUUGUCCUUGAUUCAUAAGAUGCUUGAAUCUCUAGACAUUGCUAGUACCCUGAAGGAGGGGCACGUCUAUAAAGUGUUGCUGAUGAAAAUUGCUUACACAUUCCACAUUAACAAAAACGAGGAAGGUCAAGGGUUUAAGAAAGUCAGUCCCUUGAUGUGGUAUAUGGUAGCACGCAUUUGUGCGAUUUUGAACCAACCGACUUCGUUUUUAUAUGAAAAGGCAUACCGCUGGGUCUUCUCUUCUCCUAGUAUUAAUCCACAGCAAAUGCCACUUUUCGAAGCCGUGGUAAUAACAAAGCCAACAGAAGACGUCGAGCAUUACUAUAGGUAUUUGCAGUGGUUUUUGGAAUGUAUAACACAAGGGUUAAAGACACUAGACGAUAUCGAACUUCUCAAAUCCAAAAAUCUUAUGGAAUGGAUUCUGAAUUUGCUGAACUCGCCUUAUAUUUCCUUCAAGCUGCAGACACUUUUGGCCUCUAUCAUCUACAAAAUUCAAAGGAUCGAGACGGGAGGACCAACGCUUCUCACUCGAUUUGCUAGCGCAUCCUUUUUAGAAACCUUACAACAAAACACAACUCAAAAGCUGGCCCAAUCAACAGAUGUUCUCUCCUCUAAUAACAAGAACAAACUUCGCUUGAAACAAGCGCUGACUUUGCAGCAAACGCAAGUCAAUAAUUCUGAAAUAGUUACGGGUUUCGUUGCGAUAGCCAAUUCCAGGAAGAGACUUACUGAGUGGAUGGAAGGUGACGCUGAAAACCUUUUGAAGCGUGUUUGUCUUACUGAACAUGUGGAAUCUUAG